UCGGCUUCUUUGAGUCAUAAGAGUGAGGCACGCUGGGGUUACCUGAAUAAGAUGGCGGGGAAGAAGAAUGUUCUGUCGUCUCUGGCAGUUUACGCGGAAGAUUCAGAGCCCGAGUCCGACGGCGAAGCUGGCGUGGAGACGGCGGGCAGCGCGGCUGAGGAGAAGGGUGGAUUAGUAUCUGAAGCCUAUGGAGAGGAUGACUUCUCUCGCCUCGGAGGUGACGAAGAUGGUUACGAAGAAGAGGAGGACGAGAACAGCAAACAGUCGGAAGAUGACGAUUCAGAGACUGAAAAACCUGAGGCUGAUGACCCAAAGGCUGGUUGCCCUGCCGUUGGGCUUGUUUGGGAAUAUCGAAUUCCACAGUUUGAAACUGGAGUGCGCUCAGAAGAGAGCGAUACAAAGGAUAACCCAGAAGUAGAAAAGCGGGAUCCUCAGGAAUUAGUUGCCUCCUUUUCUGAAAGAGUCCGAAACAUGUCCCCCGAUGAAAUCAAGAUCCCACCUGAACCCCCAGGCAGAUGUUCCAAUCACUUGCAAGACAAGAUCCAGAAGCUUUAUGAGCGGAAGAUAAAGGAGGGAAUGGAUAUGAAUUACAUUAUCCAAAGGAAGAAAGAAUUUCGGAACCCCAGCAUCUAUGAGAAGCUGAUCCAGUUCUGCGCCAUCGACGAGCUCGGCACCAACUACCCAAAGGAUAUGUUUGACCCCCAUGGCUGGUCCGAGGACUCCUACUAUGAGGCGUUAGCUAAGGCCCAGAAGAUCGAGAUGGACAAACUGGAAAAGGCCAAAAAGGAGCGAACCAAAAUCGAGUUUGUGACUGGCACCAAGAAAGGUACCACGACCAACGCCACAGCCACGACUACUACCACGGCCAGCACGGCGGUUGCAGAUGCCCAAAAGAGAAAGAGCAAGUGGGACUCAGCCAUUCCAGUGACGACGAUAGCCCAGCCAACCAUCCUCACAACCACGGCCACCCUGCCAGCUGUUGUCACGGUGACCACUAGUGCCAGCGGCUCCAAGACCACUGUGAUCUCUGCUGUGGGCACCAUCGUGAAAAAGGCCAAGCAGUGACCUGAGGGACCAGCUUGGGGCGGCUCGGACACUCUCCCUCCCGUCGAGGGGAGGGGCCCCUCUGGGGCUUGAUGAACUUGCGCAGCCCAGGGACCGACGCGGUGCACAGGCGUCGCCUUGCAGAUUUCAGGACUGGGAACUGCCCCCCCAGAUGCCACCCCCAAGAGGAGCCUCUGUGUGUCGUGCUGCCAGCCAGGAAGAGGACGUUGUCACAGAGGAGUCGGUGCUCCGGAGAGCAUCCACACCCCACUCGGGGUCCGGGGCCCUAUUAAAAGCACUGUACUCUUAACAUCUCGGCAUCUUGGAUGCAGUGGCCUCCUCUGUGGUCUGUUUUCAGGCACGUGCGGAAGCUCCGAGGGCCCUCUCCAUCUUCUCUGCUGGGGUUGUUACCUCAGGGUAGGUAACGGAGGGGCCGAAGCCUGUGGCCCUAGGGGAGGCCAGGACGCAGCCAUGGUCGUUCCCAGCGUGCGCCCCUUGGCACACGCAGGUGGGAGUUCGCAGAGCGGGUGAGGCCCCGUGUCCCAGCUGUCUGCCGCCCUGAUCCUGAAACCCCGCUGGUUCUCGGACCACUUUCUGGACACAGCCAGGCUUUUGAAAUCAGCCAGUUACCAGAAGGCUCGGUUUCGAUCCCCAGCCCGCACAGCCAGAGAGGCCUGCGUGCCUGGCCAGGGCUGCCCCCGGCCUUCAGUGCCCGCCGAGCGCCGCGGGACGUGAAUCACCUCCUGCCCUGGCUGGCGGCAGCUCAUUGUUUACGUGAGAGCCAGGCUCCUGGGAGGAUCCUACCACCCCGCCUUUCCUGUGCCUGUUAUCUCUGCCCCACAGCAGCGCCUGGGCAGCGCCAGCGGCUGCUGGGCUCCUCUUGGGGCCAAAACAGAUUUCCCAGCCGCCGCCGACCCGCAAGUCUGGAGGGAAUUUGCUUGCCUUCCUCGCGCUUUGGCAGCUCUCCAGUCCAGCGGGAGGACUCCGUGUCAGAGAAGGAAGCCGGCCUGCGAGGGGGCAGGUCACGUCUGUGGCAGGGGCAGAGCUCUAGAAGGAGGGUCCUCGGACUGCAUCUGGUCAUUGUUGCGUGACCAAACGAGUGUGAUGAGCCUGCCGUCCCCAGAAUAAAACUGGACUCACAUUGGUCCCUUCCCCCGGUGCCCCCAGCCGCACACACCCUUGGGCCCUGAGGGAGGUCGGCUGUUCCCCUCCCCUCCUUUGCUGGGACUUUGUGACCCCGGAGAGGACCUGCUGUGCCCUGAGUCCCACCAGGGUCACUGAAGGCUUCCUGGCCCUCAGCCUCCAGCAGGGGCGCCUCCGUGGCCCGAGGACGCCGGGGCUUGCCUGGGGGGCCGUGUGGCACAACAGACGCAGCGGUUGAAGCAGACUCGGCACCUCUGCUCUGGAUCCUGGGUUAAACUUGUGUUUUAGUUGGCGUGUCUCGGGCCAUCAUCUCUGUGAGUCCACGCUGCCGAAUUGCCGUAAUAAAGCUCCGUAGGGUGGUGGUGAGCAG
Suricata suricatta (meerkat) is the source of this 2557-nucleotide messenger RNA. RefSeq names its product SAP30 binding protein (gene SAP30BP). The record is from RefSeq and is a predicted model, not a curated record. Gene Ontology annotation, biological process: regulation of DNA-templated transcription. Gene Ontology annotation, cellular component: nucleus. The transcript is spliced from 12 exons. NCBI's taxonomy places the organism in Eukaryota, Metazoa, Chordata, Mammalia, Carnivora, Herpestidae. Bases 52 to 1065 code for a protein of 337 amino acids.